CCUUGCGCUUUUGUGUGCGUUCUGGGACAGGUCGUCAAAAGGCGAGGUACUAAAACGCAUGCAAUGUACGCUCUAGCCUUUAUCAAAAGGUUGAACUCUAAAACAACGUAGUACACGAUAUGUUACCUAGCUGUCUGUGUGAGGAAUCACCUUGAGUAUGUUUGAAAAGUAAAUUGCGACGGAAGGAGGGACAUGAGCGUGUCUUUGGUAAAGGAGGACACAACCUGACAAACCGGAGUUUCUCUCUCAGCAUGGCCACGAACGGGAUGUUUGUUGUUUGUUGUUUCACGGCCGCCUGGUUACUUUUUGUGUGCCAUGGGUCUUCCAUUCGGCCAGAUGUGUUUGAGAAGAUUAAUUUUGAAUCUGUGCGUGUGGAUGUGGACCUUGAUCGUGUGAUUCAUAGAGUCAACGAACGUUUUCUCUCCGUGGCCAUCGAUGCCAGUCUGGUCGCCGAAGAGAAGUUUAUGUACCUCCUGGCUUCUCCUAAGUUGAAGACAUUAUCUAGCGCACUAAGCCCUGGCUUUCUGCGAUUUGGAGGGACCAAACAGGACUUCAUGGAAUUCAAUCCUUACAGUUACCACGGACGUCCAAAAAACUCCUUUCCUCAUCUUGGGGACAUGUGUAAGAAAUUACAACUCCCGCCAGCGUUGGAGGAGAAUCUCAAGAAAGAAUGGAGUUUUCAGGCACUUCUCUUGCAGCAAGAGGAACGGAAGCGAAAAUACAGAAAAGUCCGAUUUACUGAGUAUGCGGUGGACUUGCUGUAUUCCUUUGCUAACUGCACUGGACUGGAUCUCAUCUUUGGCUUGAAUGCUUUGCUAAGGACCAGCGGAAACUCCUGGAACAGUCAGAAUGCCAAGAUGCUGUUGGACUACUGCGAAUCCAUGCAGUACAACAUGUCCUGGGAACUAGGCAAUGAGCCCAACAGCUAUCAGAAGAAGGCCGGCGUCCGGGUCGAGGGCUCCCAGCUGGGUCAGGACUUUGUCCACCUCCGCAGGAUUCUGAGCGAGUCCAAACUGUACCAGUCCUCUGGGCUCUAUGGACCCGACAUCAGCCAACCCAGAGAGCACCGCCGGGACCUGUUAGAGGGUUUUCUAGAGAAUGGAGCCGAGGCAAUCAAUGCCUGCACCUGGCAUCACUAUUAUGUCAAUGGCAGAGACACGUCAUUGGAAGACUUUCUGGAUCCUAAUGUGCUCGACACGUUGGCCACAAAGAUAUAUGAAGUGCACAAGACUGUAGAUGCCGUCUCCCCUGGGAAGAAAGUUUGGCUGGGAGAGACUAGCUCGGCAUACGGCGGGGGAGCAAUAGGAUUAUCGGACACGUUCGCUGCCGGGUUCAUGUGGCUGGACAAACUGGGCCUCAGUGCUAAACUGGGCUUGGACGUCAUCAUCAGACAGGUUCUGAUUGGCUCAGGAACAUACCACUUGGUGGACGAUAACCUGGAUCCUCUGCCCGACUAUUGGCUCUCUGUUCUGUAUAAGAGACUGGUUGGUCCUGAGGUUCUUAAUGUGUCCGUGCUCUCCACUCUAAAAUCCAGGAAGCAUUUGAGACUGUACGGCCACUGCACCAAUAGACGAAGCGCAAGCUAUAAGAAGGGGGCCGUCACCUUGUUUGCUCUGAACCUUGGUAAGGGCACUGCUGAGAUAAGUCUCCCGGCUCACCUUGCCAACAGCACCGUGGAGACUUUUGUGCUGGAGGGCCCAGAGGCUGAGCAACAAGGACUUCUAUCAAGGUCAGUGAAGCUGAACGGCGUGGUGCUGAAGAUGGUGGAUGACAGGACGCUGCCUGACCUGCGGGGCGUCAGUCAUCACGCGGGGGAUCCUCUCCGGCUGCCGAGGUUCUCGUUCGCUUUUUACGUCCUGACUGAAGCACGCGCGCCAGCCUGCUGACGAGCACCACCAAGCACACAUGCAGGCAGAUGCACACCCACACAUCUCACAUGACACUCACACAUUUCACAUGACGCACGCACGCACGCACGCACGCACGCACACAC
Engraulis encrasicolus (European anchovy) is the source of this 1993-nucleotide messenger RNA. RefSeq names its product heparanase (gene hpse). Gene Ontology annotation, cellular component: membrane; extracellular matrix. The coding region runs from base 252 to 1886 and encodes 544 amino acids. The transcript has 12 exons. The record is from RefSeq and is a predicted model, not a curated record. Gene Ontology annotation, molecular function: hydrolase activity, acting on glycosyl bonds. NCBI's taxonomy places the organism in Eukaryota, Metazoa, Chordata, Actinopteri, Clupeiformes, Engraulidae. Gene Ontology annotation, biological process: cell-matrix adhesion; angiogenesis involved in wound healing.